Molecule: messenger RNA, 2368 nt
Organism: Acanthaster planci (crown-of-thorns starfish)
Lineage: Eukaryota; Metazoa; Echinodermata; Asteroidea; Valvatida; Acanthasteridae
Product: acyl-coenzyme A thioesterase 8-like
Source: RefSeq, a predicted model, not a curated record
UUCCAUGACAGUGAAACGUAACACCCGUCCCCGGCCCCAUUAACUACCGACGAUUUUACAGGUGACUAGGGCCUAGCCGUCAGUGUCACUAGUGUCAGAUGUGUGGAAGUGGGUGAAAGGUACUGAUCUCUACAAAGAUGUGAAAGGUGGGCGGGAAGGCAGACAGGUUAUCGGGUGAAAUUGACCUCCCAGCAUUGUUGAUGCUGUUUUGUGUCUUUCCAGUAUACGCUGGUUCAGGUAGGCCAGGCAGCAAUCAGUACCUCCAUAGUACGACUACACGAGUUCAAAGUACAGCAUGUGCAUAGUCAUGACAGGGGCAAUCUGGGCCUGGGGGCCUAUGAUUGGUGAGCACGAACAUGAUCUUUGUUACUCUGUGAGUGUCAAUGUUGAAGUUGAACUCGAGCUUCAUCAGCGUGAGCCGAGUGGACAACUUUUGUAUAAGUUGAGAAAGUAUACAUAGCCUAGGCCUCGCUGUACGGCCCAGUCGGUGGUGCUGCAGUACGGCUGUGUAGUUGAUCGUGAUAGCCAAAUUGGGAGACGGAGAGGCAGAAUGAGGACUCCUUCGGCAGAUGCAGAUGGCGACUCGGAACCAAGUAGAUUAUCCAGUGCUGUGUUAGAUAUUGAACGGAUUGAGCACAACUUGUACAGAGCCUCAGAGCAUUGGAGAGAGUUCAGAGCCAAGCAGCUGUAUGGAGGGCUGGUCGUCUGUCAGGCCAUGGUAGCCGCUAGCAAAACAGUCCAGCCAGAGCUUCACAUCAACUCACUACACUGCUACUUCAUACGCAAAGGGAACCCAGAAAUCCCGGUUGUGUACCAGGUGGAGAGCCUUCGCGACGGCCGGAGCUUCUCCACACGAACCGUCCACGCCAUACAGAAUGGAAAGACCAUCCUGAUGAUGAUAGUGUCCUUUCACGUCAAGGAGGAGUCUCCUUACAAUCACCAGGCCACCAUGCCAGAGGUUCCCUCUCCAGAGAAUCUGCUGAGUGUUGAUGAUCUUAUUGAGAAAUAUUUGAGCCAUGCUUCUGAUGAGGUAAAAACCAGGAUUCGCAGUCUUGAAGGGUCUGGUGUCAUGGUAGAGUACAGGCAUGCCGAUGUCGAGACGAUCUUGACAAAAAACUCUCUACAGCCAAGGAGGUUGCUCUGGGUUCGGGUCAGGGGAACUUUAGGUGGGGAUGAGAACAUUCACCGUUGCGCUGCAGCCUACGUAUCCGAUGCCUUCCUGGCCUGGACAGCGUACAUGCCACACAGUCACAUCCAACUGGGCCAGAUUACCUCCUUGGACCACUCCAUUUGGUUUCAUGCGCCCUUCCGUGCCGACGAAUGGAUGCUGUACGAGAUGGAGAGCCCCAGGACCUGUGCAUCCCGCGGCAUGAGCUUUGGCCGUCUUUGGCGACGUGAUGGGACGCUGGUCGCUUCCAUCUCACAAGAGUGCCUCAUGAGACCCAAGAUAUGAAAAUUAUAGAGAGAAAUGAAUGAAGAAUUAAUCCAAAUCAGUGUUUUACAAAAUUCGUUGUGGUCUUUGUUUCUGAAAUACAUGAAUUAUAAAUGAAUGAAGCCAAAGAAAGAUUGCAGUUAGUAAGUGUAGCAGAAAAAUUUCAAAAUGAAACAGUUACUGUAUUUAAAUAGAAAAUAUGUCAGCAUUUCUCUACCAAGGGCAGUUGUAAUGUAUGUUUGGCUCUGGAUGCAUUCCCGUAGAAUUGAAAAUACCAUGUUUGUCUUUUUAGUUUGUCAUUAUAAGCACAAAUUAAGGAUUGUCAUUUUUUAGAUAAUGCUCAAGUUGAUUUUGGUGACAACAUAUAUGAAAUCUAUCAACAGUCAAAAUCAUCAAUGCCUUGAAAUCGGACAUUGUUUUAAAGUAUGAAACUUCAUGUUUUUUAAUAGCACCGUUUUGAUAAUACAAGGAUCCCAACAUAUAUUUAUGCUACUGAGUAAGUGGAAUGCAGAAUUUUGGACUUUAUCGAGCAUCCUGCAUCAAGGCACCUGGUUUAGUGUUAGCUUCCUUGAAAACAAUUUAUAAUUGUCUACUACAAAGCAGCUACUCCGAAAUGCACUGAACAGAAAUACAGAGCUUAAGUUCAAAUUAUGAAGCUUGCAUAGAUAAAAAGCCUAGUUUGACUUUAUCUUAUAGUCAUUGCGUUGUUACAGUUCUGUUGAAAGCAUAAUUGAAAACAUAUAAUCAGCAAAUUAAGACAGCUGAAGUUUUCCCAGAGCUGUUCUUCACAUUGUUUUCAUAGCGUGUCCUUUGGUGUCUCAAAGUUUUGCCUUAAUGUGCACACAUAGAUUACGCACGCGGUACUCUGUGCAGACAAUAAGCAAACAAGAUUUGCACGAGAGUAGAUAUCUUAUUAAAUGACCUCCAUGAAGUUUA